AUGACUAAUGAGGUAGAGCUGUCGGAGGCUGGAUUCAUUGCAGUUUUGAAUAGUGUCCCCUCUCGACCAGACACACACAUAACGGCCAAGGAACCCUAUAGUUACCAAAGUCAAGAUGAGGUUGAUCCAGUAACCAAACCAAAUGGACAUGAAAGAACUUCAGAAGUGAACAUACUGUUCAAGACUCUGAGACGAGAAGUGACAAAAAUACGUUAUACCAAGGUUUAUGGUGCUAGAAGGUCAAAAUUAAGCGUUCCCAUACUUCCACUUACCAUGCAGCUCCUGUCGAAAGUUGUAGCCCUGCAGCGAAAUGGAUGCAGGCACGAUGUCAUGACAUUAUCAGCUUCUCCUCGUAUUAAUAUCCAAAAAAUGGCAUUUAUGUCCUCAAUUCUCCCAAAAACACCUCUCUCAUCGGUAAAUUUCUCGAAAUUGGCCAACCAGAUGUCUAAAUUAAUCCGACUGCCACUUAUAGCCACUCAG
Acaulospora colombiana is the source of this 480-nucleotide messenger RNA. The record is from the annotation of a GenBank genome assembly. Lineage: Eukaryota; Fungi; Glomeromycota; Glomeromycetes; Diversisporales; Acaulosporaceae.